UUUUAAAUUGACAUCAGCUAUUCUAUCAACAUUAUUGGACGAUAGAUAGCAAAGCAAUCUUUUUUAGAGCAAGUUAAUCAUAAUAGUUUCAAGUUUUACCUUGUGGUGACUCAAAUAUUUUAGUUUCUUGGUAUUCUGAAAUAUUUUAGUUAUUAUUGCUUCACUUCAAGUAUGUCUAACACUAAAGAAGAAAUAUCUUCAACUUUGAGCAAUGAAGAAUUUAUACAGCAGCAAGUCAGCCCCAGCAAUCAAUUCCCUGAUAAGUCACUGCAAACAUUAAAUGGCAUGGCUGAUCAUGGAGCAAGUCUCACUCAAGCUGAAGAAAACCUGAUGAUGAGUGACUCUGAAGAAUCGCUUAUGUCUACAAUUCCUGCCAUGGACUCAAUGGACAUUGAUUUGAAAGAAGAAAAGCUGGUGAGAAAUGGUUUAACUGAGAUAACCACCAUGUUGGAUAGCACUAAUUUUCAUCAUCAUGCUGAUGGAGAUUCUGGUGAACUUACUCCAAGUUCACCUAAUACAUCUCUGCUGUCAACUGAGAAUACGGCAUGCUUUCCACCUUUUGAAUUAUUUAGUUCUCCAUUGGCUGCAUCCUCUCCUGAUCAAAAUUCACCAUUUUUCAUUUUUUCUGAUGAAGCAAAAAAAACCCUGCCCACCAGAAGAAAAAUGUUAGAAUUGACCGCCUGUUUGCGUGCCAACUCUCAUGUGUGUAACCAAGCAUAUGCAAUCAUGCAGGAUUGGGAGACAACACUUCAGGAUAAAGAGAACCAGUUCUUGCAGGCUAAUGCUUUGGCUAAAAAGUAUGCAAGUCUUCUCAAGAGUUCUGAAGAACAUGCCCAUGAGUUGGAAAUAAAGCUCAAGGAAUUGGAAAUAUCCUAUAUGAAUUUGGAAAAAGACCGUCACCGGGAUCGCUCCAAACAUUCUCAUGAGAUACUUGAAAUGAAGAAUAGACUCGAAAGCUCUGACAAAGAGCAGCAACAACUUGCAUGCAAGCUUGAGAAGAAAGAAAAGUUGACCCAGUCCCUGCAGAAGAAACAGACGGAGAUGUUCCAUUUGAACUUCGAACUCUGUGAAUCGAACGAAAAGUUGAAUGCACGCAUCAAGUUGCUGGAGAGGAACAAGAAAGAACUGGAGCAACAGAAGCUAAACCUCGUUUCUGCGUGCGAAGAACUCUACACUGCCAAUGCUGAGCUCAUUGACCGCUUAGACUCACUGGCUGGUCAAGAAGAACAGCGUAAUCGCACCAGCGAGUGUUUAUGUUCGGACAACUCCUCAACACUAGCAAUGACCAGCCAGUUGGAGCUGAUGGAAGCACGACUCAAGGAGGCUCUUCAGGAAAGGGACGCUCUUGUCAUCCGAAAUGCAGAAUUACUAGCCGGUCUUCCUUCGGAUUCCCCCAGCCUGAACAGGGGUCAAUGUUUGGACUUCGAUUGUGAUAACGGAUUACCAACUCCGCCCCCCGACCAAUUAGCCAGCUUACCUUCUACGGGCAGCUCUGUGGAGCUGUCCCUAACCGAAAGCGACCUUGUGCACGACAUUCCUGUGAAUGAAGAGAUCUUCGUCACAGGUGACCCUGGUACCCCAGCAAAAGUGACUGUUGAAUCUGUGCCUGAAGAUGGACCUUACGACUUCCCGAAAGAAAGAGAUUCUAUUAGUUUACGAGAAUCUGGAACUGAACAAGAUUCUCAUGAAGACGAGAUGAGUGGCUUACCUGAAAGCGACACCAAUUUAUCUCUUGAGAGAAUCGUAGACUGUCAUGAACAUUGUAAUCAAAAUGCUUUAGCACAUUCUGCAACGAUGCUCUCAACGGUUGAUGCAAUUCAAAGUGUGGCCAUCGAAAGCGCUUAUGUUGUGCAGUCCAUGAAAGAAGACGUGAAGCUUACAUUAAAAUCAUAUAAUGAGUAUCGCUCGAUCGCCCAAACUCUUGCUCAAAACUUGCGUGAAACUUCCAUUAAAUGCGAGGCCGCUAAUUCCGAGGUGAAAGAUCUUACCCGUGAACUAAAUCUGUCAUUGCACAGAGAGAAGCUUUUGCUAGAGAAGCAGUCAGAGCUUUCUAAUGAAGUCUUACAGGUUCAGGAAGACAUGAAGAAUUUAACGGAAUUUUUCGCUGAGGUAAAGAACUCAAUCUCAAGGUCAAAGUCUCUGUUUAGUUCUCAGGAAACUCGCAACGAACAAAUGUAUCGCUCAAAAGUACUUGUUGAAAAUUCAAAUGAAUUGUUGCUUACGAAAUUGAAUACUUUGGAAGAGCUUCUCGCCGAGUUUAAGAACGAAAAGACGUCAGUGAUGGCCAUUCUUGAGCAAAUCACCGACUCAUCUGCUGGAACGGAGUGUGUGCUUUCUCUGGCCCAACAUGCUUUUACGCGUCACCGUAAGGCUCUUGAAGAUCUUGAAGCUUGCCAAGCAGAAAAGAAUGCAUUUGCAGAGGAAAAAAAUUGCAUUCAGCAACGUUUUGACGAAGCUAUGGAAAUUGGUGAUCUGGAACGACAAGCGUUAAUGCAGAAUAUUGCUCGCUUGGAAAAAGAGAAAAAUACUGAGAAAGAAUUGAUGAAGAACAGUGAACUGAGGUUAAAGGAGGAACUAGAAGACUCAAAAACCAAAUUAUCAGAAGCUGCACAGGAACAGAAGGAACUGCAAGAAAAUUGUCGAUUGGUUCAGGAAAAUCUGGUUAAAGAAUUGGAUCACGCAAGAUCGGGAUUGGAGCAAGCAAAAGUUGAAAUUGAAAUGAAAGUGCUGGCAUUACAAGGUGACAUCAAUCGUCUUAAUACAGAAAAAAAUGAGGCAUUGCUUCGUAGUGACGAGAUGAAUAAAAAAAUGGAAGUACUUCUGGACGUGGAGCGCAAGGAGAAGAAAAAAGCACUGGAAAUUAAUGCGUUCUUCAGAGAUGAAAUACGGAACCUACUGAAAGAGGUGAAAUCUAUCCAGGCGAACGUCCAAGCAGAUCGAAAUUAUGUCACCAUUCUGCCCAAGGAUGAGGACUUGAAACGCACAAAUAUUGAAAAUAUUCCCUCCAUCCAUGGAAAAGAGGGCAAUGAUUCUCUCCAGGACUUGUCACAAAAGCGUGAUGGUAUAAAUUCGCCUCGCAGUGAAAUCCGUGAGUGUGAAAUUCUGGAUGAUCAUAAAAAAAGCGUCAAAAAUACUGACAGCCCUAAUACCUUGAAAAGUGAUGAAGAAAAUCAUGAAAAAGUCGACUUGAAAUGUGACUCUACCGAUAUUAAGAGCUCAACAAUUUCUCACAACCUGGACAUGAAACAAGAUGAAGAAAAAAUUUCACACAAUUCUGAGGAAACAAACUCCAUUGAAUACGAGCGACUCCAAUGCAUUUCAACAAAUGAAAGUGAAUCAGAUCUUUCGGUUGUCAAGGAAUUGCAAGUAUGGGUACAGAAGUUCGUCGCAUUAUUUAAAGAGAAAGAAGAGGACAUGAAAGGGUUGAGCGAGAAACUGCAACGUGCGAUCGCAGCUGGUGAAGACUUCAGUGGAAGAUUAAGACAGUCUGAAAUGGAUCUUUUUGCCAUGGGCGAAUCUGUGAAAUCGCUUCAGGAUAAAGUUCAACUCUUGGAGGACGAAAAAAAUGCCCAAGUAACUGAACGCUCGUCAUUUGAAGCCAGCCUCCAGCUGAAGAAUCUCGAAUGCAUUCAUCUGACUCGGGAUCUCGAGGAAAAAGCUUCGCUCGUUGAAGAGCUCCAAGGUCUGCUCCAAGAAGUGAAGAGCAACGAACAGCGCAGCGCGCAGCUGCUCGAUAUGAAGACAGAGGCUAUGGAGUCGCUGGCAAAAACCUUACAGGACGUUGAACAGAUGCGAGAUUUGCUGGUGGAUGACGUAGCACGGAAGGAUAAGAAGUUGGCAAAGGUGUCCAAGCUGCUGAGGCAAUACAGAGAAAACCUACGGCUUCUCAAGGUGCGAUUCAUGGUGAUGGCUAAGAAAGUGUCGAACCUGGAAAGGCUCAACAAAACGAAAGAAUGCGACACAGCGGCGCAUUUGCAGAUGAGAAAGCGAGAUUCUCCGCUAACGGACAAUUUCGCUGCGCCUAAUAAUAAAAACGUGACGAAUAUCCCAAGCCAAAGUGACAGUGCUGAAGUUCAUACCGCAGGCUUGUUGCUUGAUCGUACCUCGUCGACCAAGAAAAGUUACGGAACGAAUGUGCCCCAAAAUACAGCCGUAGCUUCAGUGAACGAGCCGCUUGCUGCCUUUCAUCUCGUAGUCAAAGACACGAAGAUGGCCGAAGUCGCAACGAAUGUUUUGCAGCGUGACUUGUCGAACGUGUCAGUGAAACUUAACCAUCCGACCUCAUUAAAGAAUGAUCACGAUAAUUCGUCUGAUGAUAGUUCUGUUAUACCAGAUUCUCAGUUCACCGAACCUCCUAAAAUUGAAUCUCUUCGCAACAUAUCGAACCUAAUGCAUGUGAAGAGACCAACACCUGCCACCAGCGAUUCGUUGCACAAACGAUACAAGAGAAGUAACUCAAAAGAAGAAGCCUCUCGCCAACUGCCAGCAAAACCAUUAACUUUGCAGCACGACAACUCAGCCGCUCCGCACGAAGUCAGCUGGCGCCGCUCUAGACCCUCUGUGGAAGCCCACCACGCCACCCCAGUGAUUUCAAACUCACGCCAUUUGCCUUCUCGUCGACCGCAGCCUAGCGGAACGACAGACCGUAGCUCUGAUACGAGAUCUCCAUUUCGGUUAUCGGCUUUUCGUAAUUCAAGCCGAGGACGAGCGACUGAUUACGCCGAGAAUCUCGACUCCGAGGGUGCAAAUCGUCCAAAUCACAAUUCUCGUGCAAAAACUAACCGUCUAUCCAAACAGUAUUUUGAGAACAAUCCCCUUGAAGAAACUUAUGUCCCGGUAGUUGAUUCAAUUGGAUCCGACGCGUCGGCUCAGGACAGAAAUGCUUGCCUUGUAGGAGAUGGUAGCGUGGGUACGGUGACCCAUAGGCGUUAGAGCGAGCGUCAGAUACUAUCGUUAGUGGACUAUGGCCACGGCCUUAAAAUUGGAAGCUCUGCAUCUGGUUGCGCUGCUUGUAGACUUAGUCGUUGUUACUUUAUCAGAUCUUCUGAUUCACUAGUGGAAGAAACGUCGUUUCCAGUUGAAACCAAAUCUCGUUACGUUGCUCUCCAGUCGAAAAAGCCGAUUUGCUUGAAGUCGCUCUUACCAUCAGUCACGAGUACAUUGGGGUCAUUAGCGGUGGUCUCGUGUGCUUUAAUGUUGAAAUUUAUUUUAGCGUAGCUUUAAGUCGUUUCGGAUUUAUUCGUUAUUGCCAUUUUUUUGUGCUGGACAACGCUAUUUUUGUAUGUGUAAGCAGUUUUCAAGCUUUAGGAGAUUUAAGUAUUAAGGCUUUUUUCGAGCUAAGAAACUCAAAUGCCUCGGUUGGCAUAUGUUGUUACUUUCUCCCUCAAUGUUGGUCAUUUCUCUUGUUACAACAACUAAUAUGGAAUCUCUAAGUAGUUCAGUUAAUUCAUGAGUCAUUUUAUUUCUGUCAUCCAGCUGAAGACAUAUUUUAGGCUUUUAAUCCUCGCUUUGUUUUGCUUUCGAGGCGAUUAAUCAAUAACCUCUCGUUUACUUAUAAACUGAGUGAAUGUGAGACUUGAGGCUUCGGCAUUUUUUUCAACUGUUUAACUAUGGACUUUUUAUACUUAAACCAAACUAUCUUUUGAUAAAAAUUCAAAUCUUCUAUCUUGCUUAGAACUUGAAAGAACUUAUCUUCAAGAUGACAGUUUAUUGUUAUUUUUCUCGACCUAAUCUUAGUGACGCAUUGAAAACUCAAGGUUUUAUUUCCAUUUAAGUUUUUACUUUUAACUUCAAACAACCGCCAAUGUUAAAUGAUCGUCAAACUUUAUCGACCAACCUCAUUCCUAUAUUUAUUAUCUAUUACAUGUAUCGAAAUACUGAUAGUUUUCUUACACUGUUUCUAUUUCUUAAGCGUUCUUAGUAAAUUAUAUUAUAC
Messenger RNA from Hyalella azteca, 5935 nucleotides. RefSeq names its product sporulation-specific protein 15. Bases 172 to 4932 code for a protein of 1586 amino acids. Lineage: Eukaryota; Metazoa; Arthropoda; Malacostraca; Amphipoda; Hyalellidae. The record is from RefSeq and is a predicted model, not a curated record. The transcript has 9 exons.